Messenger RNA from Pseudozyma flocculosa PF-1, 3402 nucleotides. RefSeq lists its product as uncharacterized. The transcript is spliced from 3 exons. The record is from RefSeq and is a predicted model, not a curated record. The coding region runs from base 1 to 3402 and encodes 1133 amino acids. Gene Ontology annotation, biological process: peptidyl-serine phosphorylation; intracellular signal transduction. Lineage: Eukaryota; Fungi; Basidiomycota; Ustilaginomycetes; Ustilaginales; Ustilaginaceae. Gene Ontology annotation, molecular function: ATP binding; protein serine/threonine kinase activity.
AUGGCGGGACGACUUCAGGGCGGUCGACCGUUGCCCCAGCCUCCCUUCAGCCCGUCGGGCUACUACCACAACGACGCCGCGUGGUACGAGCACGAGGAGCGAAUGAGGCCUUCAUACAUUCAACAGCCACCCAUCAGCCCGUCAGCCAGAUACAACCAGCUCUACAGCCAGCAGCAGCACCAACAGCAGCAGCAGCGGCCCAUGUAUCAGCCGCAGCAGCCGUCCCAGCAGGCCAUGCUGCCGCCUCAGAACACCUACCAGCCCUACCAGCAGCCAGGCCAGCCCGUCUACGGCGGUGGCGCCUCGUAUGCUCCCCGGCCCGGCCAAGGCCGAAGCCAGAGCCCCGUUGUCCCCGGCAGCUUUCCGAACCCCUAUGAGUCGGCGGGUCGAUCCCGCUUCGCGCAGGGGCAGCGGGACGACCCGGACGACAUGCCCAGGUCCACAGUCAAGGGAAGCGCCUUUAUGCACAAGGGCUUCUGGGACAUCAUGUCGCUCGUCAACAACCAAGGAGCAUCGCGACUGGCGCCUCCCACACAGGCCAUCACGGCGCCAUCGAGCCCAGGACGGCUACGGGCUACGCUGUCAAAGGCCACCGGCGGCUUCAGGAGGAACAGCAUCGAGCCGUUUCAGGCCGGCCCGGAGUACGGCGGCAAGCCGGCUCAGUCGCCCUCGAAGGCAACGCGGGACGCCUCGACUGCCCCCGCGCCCGGGGCCUAUCCUGCCACUCACGCCCCGGCCUCGUCUGGCAUCGGAGCGGCGCUCUUUGGCGGGGCGGUGAUGGGUCCGCGUGCGCAAAAGAAGCGGAUAAGCGUCGACAUGGUGAGCGCGCCUCGCCCGCAGAGCUUCGUGCACGCCGCCCAUGCCAGCGACGCCGAGCAGGCCGAGGAGAUUCUGCUACGCUGGAGCCGGGACGGCAUGGGCAAGGUGGCGAACCCGGACUGGGUCGAGCCCAUCAAAGAGGCGCUGAGGAUGCAGGCCGCUCGGAACCAGGCCGAGGCCAUCGCCCAGGUCCAGGCCGCGCUGCACCAGGAGAGCCAGAUCAACGACAACCCUCGCCAGCUGCACAUCGUCAAUGGCGCCCCCUCGCAGAGCUCGACUAUCACCACCACCACGGCCACGGCGGGCCACAGCCAGCUGACGAUCCCGAGCCCGGGAACGUACAAGGGCACCUACUUUGGCAACGGCGGCGCACCUACCACGCCGCGGGGAGGCGAGGUAUUUGCCGGCAUCGCCGAAGAGACGCGCGGCUCGGAUGGAGAGCCGCUCGAGGCGGCCAUGCAGGCGCAGAUGAACCUCGGCGCACCCCCCGAGUCGCCUCGCAGCGCCGCGCCGCCGCCGACGCUGCGGCCGGCCACGGUGCGGACCAACACCGCCGGCACCCUCCUCCUCAACCCGUCCCCAGGCAUCCCCGACGAUGCCCGCGGCGUGCCAGACUACAUGCAGUACCGGCCCCCUUCGCCGGACCGCCCGCCCGCGACCAAGCCGAUCGACGGCCUGCCCGGAGGCGCCCCCGGCGGCAUCAAUGCUCUCUUCGAGCCGCCAAAGGCCGAGCGGCCCGAGUCGAUGGUGGUGCUCGACAGCCUGCGCAGCGUCGAGUCGGCCGGACUGUCGCAGCUCACCAUUCAGCCCGACCUGAUGCGCGGCGCCAACGUGCGGCCCAGCCUCGAGACGGUCGAGAAGAGCGUGGCGGCCAAAAUCUACUUUGAGAACCUCUACUUUGGCAUCCUCAAGAAGCCAAAGGCACGCGACACGCGGCGCGCGGGCCUUGAGGCCGAGCUGGCCGCGCUCAGGAUUCCUGAGACGGCAAAGGAGCAGAUCCGUCAGGCCUGGAUGGCCAACGAGACAAAGUACCUGCGCGACAUGAGGGCGCGCGUCAACGUCAACAGCUUUGUCAAGCUCAAGACCAUCGGGCACGGCGCGUUUGGCGUCGUCGCCCUGUGCCGCGAGAAGGGCACCGGCGAGCUGUUUGCCAUGAAGCAGCUGCGCAAGGCCGACAUGCUGCGCAAGGGCCAGGAGGGCCACGUUCGCGCCGAGAGGGACCUCAUGACGAGCGCCAGCGCCAGCGCCAAUGCCCGGUGGAUCGUCAAGCUCGUCUACAGCUUCCAGGACGUCGACCACCUCUACCUCAUCAUGGAGUUCAUGGGCGGCGGCGACCUGCUCAACCUGCUCAUCGAGAAGGACAUCUUCGAAGAGGACUUUGCGCGCUUCUACGUCGCCGAGAUGAUCCUCGCCAUCCACGAGGCCCACAGCCUGGGCUACAUCCACCGCGACAUCAAGCCCGACAACUUCCUCUACUCGUCCGACGGCCACAUCCGCCUCGCUGACUUUGGCCUCUGCCAGUCGUUCCACUGGGCCCACGACGGGGCCUACUACGAUCAGCAGCGCCGAAACCUGCUCAAGAAGCACGGCAUCGACCUCGAAGACUCGCACGCCGGCGCCGGCGUCAGGCGCCGUGCCCAGGCGGGCGGCAACCCGAGGAUGGGCGCCGGCCUCAACGACAAGGAGCUCAUCGACGUCAUGAGCGAUCGCAACCCGGAUGGCACGCCCAUGACCCAUGUCCUGACGUGGCGCGAGAAGAACAAGAAGAAGAUCGCCUACUCGGUCGUGGGCACCAACAACUACAUGGCGCCAGAGGUGCUACGCGGCCUCGGCUACGACCAGGCGUGCGAUUGGUGGUCGCUCGGCGUCAUCGUCUUUGAGAUGCUCUUCGGCUACCCGCCAUUCGUCUCCAAGUCGAGGCACCUCACCCGGCAGAAGAUCCUCAACUGGCGGCAGACGCUGCGCUUCCCGCCCAAGCCCAAGGUGUCGCGCGAGGCCGAGGACUUUAUCAAGCGGCUCGUCUGCGAGCGCGAGGAUCGCCUCGGCAGCACUUCGAGCGCCUCGGUCAGUCGGCCCAACAGUGUGCUGCAGAACGCGCGGAGGUCCGGCUUCGCCGCCGGCGCAAACGCCGCGGGCGCCGCUCCGUCGGCGCCAGGCCUGCAGGACGGCGUCGAGGAGCUCAUGUCGCACCCGUGGUUCCGCGGCAUCGACUGGAACAACCUCCACCGCGCCAAGGCUCCCUACCGCCCCGCACUGUCCCACGCCGCCGACACCAAGCACUUUGAGGACGACAUCGAGGACGAGCCCCUCCCGGCGCCCGGCGCGGCCGAGAACCCCAACGCUGAUCAGCCUCGAGACCCCAUGCUGCGGGACAAGGAGCAAGGCCAGAAGCUGCUCGAGAUGCGCAAGCAGCUCGCCUUUGUCGGCUACACGUUCAAGUCGCCAAAGUCGUUUGACCCGCGCACGCAGCUGGCCGACGAACGCAACGUCAUUGCAGCCGAGCAGGCCGCCGCCGAAGCCGCCCGCGGCCGGACCAGGGAGCCGACCGAAGGUGGAAGCCGCAUCCGCAGCAUGUCGAUGUGA